AUGACUUCCGGUCUCCGCUGCGCCACCCGGUCGCGUCUGUCGCGGGUCCCGACCCCGUCCCUGCGCCGAUACGCGUCCGGCGCAGCCGCCCCCCGGCAUCUCCUCUCUAUCGCCGAUCUCACGCCCGCCGAGUUCACCACCCUGGUGCGCAAUGCCGCCGCCCACAAGGUCGCCAUUAAGGGCGGCACCGUCCCGUCGAAUCUGCGCGGGGCGCUGACCGGCAAGACCGUCGCGAUGAUCUUCAGCAAGCGCAGCACCCGGACCCGCAUCUCCACCGAAGGCGCCGUGGCCCAGAUGGGCGGCCAUCCGAUGUUCCUGGGGAAGGAUGAUAUCCAAUUGGGGGUCAACGAGUCCAUGUACGACACGGCCGUGGUGGCCUCGUCCAUGGUCUCCUGCCUGGUGGCCCGCGUGGCCCGACACGCCGACGUGGCCGAGCUGGCCCAGCACUCCACCGUGCCCGUUGUCAACGCCCUCUGCGACCUAUAUCACCCGCUGCAGGCCAUUGCCGACUUCCAGACGAUCCACGAGCACUUCGCUCCGAAGGGAGCCGCUGGGCUGGGGCUGGAGGGACUGAAGAUCGCCUGGGUGGGCGAUGCCAACAACGUGCUGUUCGAUAUGGCGAUCGCGGCGGCCAAGACGGGCGUCGACGUGGCGGUGGCCACCCCGGCGGGCUACGAGAUCCCGGCGUCCAUGCUGCAGGUCAUCCAGGCCGCCGGGAAGGGAGUGCCCAACGCCGGUCGACUGAUCCAAACCACCGUCCCCGAGGAGGCGGUCAAGGACGCCGACGUGAUCGUGACCGACACGUGGAUCUCCAUGGGCCAGGAGAGUGAGAAGAUCCAGCGGCUGAAGGACUUUGCCGGCUUCCAGGUCACCAACGAGCUGGCCCAGCGGGGCGGCGCCCGGGAGGGGUGGAAGUUCAUGCACUGCCUCCCGCGGCAUCCGGAAGAGGUCAAUGACGAGGUGUUCUACGGGCCCCAGUCCCUGGUCUUCCCCGAGGCGGAGAACCGUCUGUGGGCGGCCAUCUCGGCGCUCGAGGGCUUCGUGGUGAACAAGGGGAAGAUCCAGUAG
This is a messenger RNA of Aspergillus campestris IBT 28561, 1068 nucleotides long. It is a transcript of the gene argB, whose product is annotated as ornithine carbamoyltransferase. NCBI's taxonomy places the organism in Eukaryota, Fungi, Ascomycota, Eurotiomycetes, Eurotiales, Aspergillaceae. Gene Ontology annotation, biological process: L-citrulline biosynthetic process. The transcript has a single exon. The coding region runs from base 1 to 1068 and encodes 355 amino acids. Gene Ontology annotation, cellular component: mitochondrion. Gene Ontology annotation, molecular function: ornithine carbamoyltransferase activity; amino acid binding. The record is from RefSeq and is a predicted model, not a curated record.